GAGUGAGUGAGUGAGUGAGAGAGAGAGAGAGAGAGAGAGAGAGAGAGAGAGAGAGAGAGAGAGAGAGAGAGAGAGAGAGAGAAAGUGGGGGAAAGAAAGAGAGAGAGAGAAGCGGCCGUGAGAGGAACUUAGGACCCCGCUCUGCCUGGGCAAGAGAAUGACGAUCAGAUGAAAGCAGCGCCAUGCCACUAGAGGCUGGGCUAGGAGAAAGAGGAGAGCAAGGCGGAGAGCCGAAGAAAACCAGAACGAGAAGAACGACACUGAGUUACAGACAUAGGAAGAUAGAACAGCGACAUUGCCAAAGAAAACGAGAAUAUCAGCGCCGACAAAGAAAACGGGAAUAUCAGCGCCGAUAAAGAAAACGGGUAAAAAUCGACGCCGACGAGGAAAACGGGAAAAAAAAUCAACACCGACAAAGAAAACGGGAAAAUCAACACCGACAAAGAAAACGGGAAAAUCGGCACCAACUCAACUCAAGGCAACAGCGCGCGACCAUGCCCUCAUGUAGAAACGCUACUUUGGACGAAUUUGCAGAUGCACGAGUGGACUCCUUGUACUACUGGGUAUAUCAGGUGUCGUUCCCUAUCCUUGUGUUCAUCGGCGUCCUCACCAAUACCCUCAACCUGGUCGUGCUCACGAGACCCCCGAUGAGGAACAAGACAUACAGAUGGAUGCGAACGCUGGCCAUCGUGGACAUGGUGCUGUGUCUGCUGACGAUCCCGGUGUGCCUGUCCAACGGGGGCCACGCCGCCACCUCCUACAGCACCGCCUUGUACUACGCGCUGUUCGGCUGGUCCAUGAGCAUCGGCGCGCAGAUCUUCAGCUACUACCUCAUGGUCUGGUUCGCCUACGACCGCUUCCUGGCCGUGUGUCGCCACGCGGAUUACCGGAGCAGCCAGCGGAGGGAGGUGUUCAACCGGCGCGUGGUGGGGACGCUGGCGGGCGUGGCGGCGCUCUACCUGCCGACGGUACUGGUGGGAAAUCUGUGCCAGGAUGCCUCCGGCAAAUGGGUGCCCAUCGACGGCUACUCGGAGGAGAAGAUCAGGGGCUGGUACCGCAUCUACACGUGGGGGCGCGAGGUGAUCUCGCGGCUGGUGCCCGCCGUGCUCAUCACGGUGUGCAACAUCAAGAUCACACUCAAGCUCCGGCAGCUGCGCAACGUGCGGGAGAGCUUCAUCACCGGCAUCUCGCCGGCGCGGCGGGAGAAGGAGCGGCGCCUGGUGUUCCUGCUUUUUUGGAUCACGGCGCUGUUUUUCGUGUACAACACCCCCGUCACCGUGUUCUACGUGGUGUUUCUCGACCAGAACAUCCUGGACGCGCACCACAUCGACCACGCCGACUACGGGGUCCUCGUCUUCGGCUCCCUCAGCAACCUCCUGCAAAUGCUCGGCAACGUGUCCAACUUCGUGCUGUACUUUCUCGUAAACCCGGACUUCCACCGGACGCUGCAGGCAAUGUUCGGCGUCCGCACGGCGGAUGACGCAGCCGACAAAGACAGCAACAGGUCGACCAUCCGCCGAACGCAGUCCAUGAACGCCACGCAGCCGGAGCGCAGCGCCAAGGACGACCUCUCCGACUCCGGUAUCGACCAGCCGACUGACCUGCCGGCGGAGGAAGCGAGGCUGUGAGGGGAACGGCGCCGCCGCCGCCGGGAGGACGGCUUUCGCUCCCCGACUCGAGGGCGCCGACUGGCCGAAUGUUACUGGCGCGAGGAGCUGAUUUAAGCGCCACUCCGCUUGCCUCUCGUCCUCUCGAUCGGGCGGCCAUGGGACCACAGGCACAUGAAAUUGUAUAUAUAUAUAUAUAUAUAUAUAUAUUUAAAUGUGUGUGUGUGUGUGUGUGUG
Messenger RNA from Penaeus chinensis, 1844 nucleotides. RefSeq lists its product as uncharacterized. NCBI's taxonomy places the organism in Eukaryota, Metazoa, Arthropoda, Malacostraca, Decapoda, Penaeidae. The transcript has 4 exons. Bases 495 to 1628 code for a protein of 377 amino acids. Gene Ontology annotation, molecular function: G protein-coupled receptor activity. Gene Ontology annotation, cellular component: membrane. The record is from RefSeq and is a predicted model, not a curated record. Gene Ontology annotation, biological process: G protein-coupled receptor signaling pathway.